AAUUUAGGCUCCAAUUUGUAAAACCCUAGGUUUUUCUCCCUCACUCUCGCUCGCUUCCUUUCUUCUUGCCGGAGUUCUUACUGAAGGAAACCCUAGGUCGCAUCUCAGUCGAGGGUCUUGACAUUCUGGCACAAUGUCGAUGUCUAAGAGUUCGAAGAUGCUCCAGUAUAUUAAUUAUCGGAUGAGGGUCACCAUUCAAGAUGGUCGCCAAUUGGUCGGCAAGUUCAUGGCCUUCGAUCGGCACAUGAACCUCGUCCUCGGCGACUGCGAGGAGUUCCGCAAGCUGCCUCCGGCUAAGGGUAAAAAGACCAACGAAGAACGCGACGAGCGUCGUACCCUUGGGCUUGUUCUUCUCCGUGGCGAAGAGGUCAUUUCCAUGACAGUGGAGGGUCCACCGCCUGCUGAAGAGUCCCGUGCUAAGGCUGUCAAUGCUGCGGCUAUGGCUGGGCCUGGUAUUGGCCGUGCCGCUGGUAGGGGUAUCCCGACUGCUCCUCUGGUUCAGGCGCAGCCUGGUCUUGCUGGGCCAGUUCGUGGAGUGGGUGGACCCGCUCCGGGGAUGAUGCAGCCUCAAAUCUCUCGCCCGCCAGUACCUCAGCUGUCCGCUCCGCCGAUGACAUAUCCGGCUGCCCCCGUUAUCCGUCCACCUGGUCAGAUGCCGAUGUUUCCUGGGCAAGCUCCACCUCCCGUCGGGAGAGGUAUGCCUCCUCCGGUGCCUCCACCCCAAUUCUCUGCAGCGAGACCAGGGGGUGCCCCACCACAACCUUUCCCGGUUCCUCCUCAAUUUGCGCAGAGACCCAUGGGACCUCCACCAACCGGGCAGGUGAUGAGGGGACCGCCACCACCACCCAGGCCUGGAAUGCCAGCUCCCCCGCCUCGACCUGGGAUGCCUCCUCCGCCCGGUGGCGCUGUUCCUGUUUACGGACCACCCCGUCCUGGCAUGCCGCCUCCGCCCAAUCCUCAGAAUCAGCAGCAAAAUCAACAGCAAUAGUGUAGACAUAUUACAUGGAUGAUCUGUGGAGGCUUCGGUGGAUAUUAUCUUUUGUUGCUUCAACCUAAGGUUCACUUGCCAGGGCCUACAGCUUGGUUCAUCUCCCUGGCCUGAUCUCUCUUCGUAUUUGUGUUGAUGCUGUUGUAGGAUUCGACAAUGUACUUUUAUUAGCAAAUUGUGGUCCUGGUUUUGCAAUUUAACCGUUAGAUAUACUUCAAAUGCAGGAUUUUAAUGUGAAUUGCCAAUUCCUGAUCGCCAUUUCUCUAGGUAGAUUCGCUUGCCCCUUUCACUUUUUAAUCCGUGUUAGGCACUAUAUAGGAUUACUUAAGGACCUCAAGUCUGAGUAGUACGAACUGAAGGUUCUGUAUUUUGGAACCUCUCCUGUUAAAAUGAGAAAAUCUAUAUAUUUUUGUGUGCA
Messenger RNA from Benincasa hispida (wax gourd), 1406 nucleotides. It is a transcript of the gene SMB, whose product is annotated as small nuclear ribonucleoprotein associated protein B. NCBI's taxonomy places the organism in Eukaryota, Viridiplantae, Streptophyta, Magnoliopsida, Cucurbitales, Cucurbitaceae. Gene Ontology annotation, molecular function: RNA binding; snRNP binding. Gene Ontology annotation, cellular component: U2 snRNP; U5 snRNP; U1 snRNP. The record is from RefSeq and is a predicted model, not a curated record. Gene Ontology annotation, biological process: mRNA splicing, via spliceosome.